Molecule: messenger RNA, 516 nt
Organism: Staurois parvus
Lineage: Eukaryota; Metazoa; Chordata; Amphibia; Anura; Ranidae
Source: the annotation of a GenBank genome assembly
CGGGUCAUCAGGUACCGGAUUGUCUGGCUCGACAGUGGGCAUCGGGUCACCAGGUAUGACAGCGGGCACUGGGUCACCAGGCAUCAGGUCAUUUGGCUUGCCAGCCAGCGGGCACCGCGUCAUCUGGCAAGGCAGUCGGGCACCAGGUCACCAGGCAUUGGAUCGUCGGGCUCGACAGCGGGCAUCGGGUCACCAGGUAUGACAGCGGGCACUGGGUCACCAGGCAUCAGGUCAUUUGGCUCGCCAGCGGGCACCACGUCAUCUGGCAAGGCAGUGGGCACCGAGUCACCAGGUACGACAGCGGGCUCUGAGUCAAUUGGCACGACAGUGGGCACCGGAUCAGGUACCGGAUCGUCAGGAUCAACAGCGGGCAUCGAGUCAACUGACCUAAUAGGGAUCAUCAGGCUGGAUCAGCUGGGUACAGGCAUCAGGCUGAAGUGCGGGUGCCGAGGCACCAGGCUGAACCACGGAAGGCAGGUUCUCAGACGGCAGGCUCACCGGUUUGGAUACUGGCAG